AUGCACCACGAAUCAGCGCUCGACCCAACCACCUGCCCAGAGGGUGGGCUCAUUGGUAACCUCGUUGUAGCAGGCAGCUUCAGCGCUAUCAUGGGUGGACUCGGCCUAAUGAACAGCAUCGGCAUCUAUCAAGCUUGGAUCUCAACACAUCAACUCUCAGACAUCAGCGAAGGGCAAAUUGGCUGGAUCUUCGGAAUAUACAACUUCCUUGUAUUCUUCUGCGGGAUCCAGAUCGGGCCUAUUUUCGAUAUCAAAGGGCCGCGGUUGCUCAUGUGGAUCGGGUCAGGUCUACUCGUAUUGACCUUCAUCCUCAUGGGCUUUUGUCAGGAGUACUGGCACUUCCUCAUUGUGAUUGGCAUUCUGGGGGGAAUGGGUACAUCUUUCAUAUUCAUUGUGCCCGUCGCCAGCAUUGGACAUUUCUUCAUCAAACGCCGAGGCGCAGCAACAGGUCUCGCAUUGGCCGGGGGUAGUAUCGGCGGCGUGAUCUUCCCUUUGGUAUUGCUGUACCUUGCGCCACAGAUUGGAUUCGCCUGGGCUAGCCGGGUCGUCGGCCUGAUCACAUUGAUCCUUUUGAUCCCAGGCUGCCUUCUAGUCCGAGCGAACUUCCCUCCCAAAGUCCCGUCACAUCCGUCGCUUAAGGUAUUUCUUCCCGAUCUUACCAUUCUGAAAGACCCCGUCCUCGCUCUGACGACAAUGGGGGUAUUCUUCAUUGAAUGGGGCUUCUUUAUUCCACUCGAGUACAUUGCCUCGUAUUCAAUCGCGAGUGGGAUCUCUCCAGAUCUAUCGUAUUUGAUGGUCGUCUUUUUGAACGCCGGUUCUUUCCCCGGUCGUUGGUUGCCGGGCAUCAUUGCUGAUCGCAUUGGUCGGUUCAACACAUUGAUCCUGACAAACAUUCUUUGUUUGAUUUCUGUCCUUGGUAUUUGGAUGCCCGCUGACGGAAAUCUUGCUGCUACGGUGAUAUUCUCUAUUGUAUUUGGAUUCGCCAGUGGGAGCAAUAUCAGCCUUGUGCCAGUCUGUGUGGGAGAGCUGUGUCCCGUCGAGAAUUAUGGGAGGUAUUACACCACUGUGUAUACUAUUGUUGCUUUUGGAGCAUUGACUGGUGUCCCGAUUGCUGGAGAAAUCAUUCAUGUCUGUAAGGGACAGUACUGGGGACUGAUUGCAUUUGCUGGAUGCGCAUACGCAGCCGGAUUGAGCUGUUUUAUUGCUGUAAAAUGGCUACAAAUCAAAAGAGGCAAAUCGAUGGGAAAAGUUGAGGCACCGAGUGUUUAG
Penicillium verrucosum is the source of this 1269-nucleotide messenger RNA. RefSeq lists its product as uncharacterized. Gene Ontology annotation, biological process: transmembrane transport. The transcript is spliced from 2 exons. Lineage: Eukaryota; Fungi; Ascomycota; Eurotiomycetes; Eurotiales; Aspergillaceae. Gene Ontology annotation, molecular function: transmembrane transporter activity. Bases 1 to 1269 code for a protein of 422 amino acids. Gene Ontology annotation, cellular component: fungal-type vacuole membrane. The record is from RefSeq and is a predicted model, not a curated record.